UUUUGUAAAACCGUUUUUAUUUGAAAAGAAAAAAAAAGAUUAAAAUUUAGUGCUUUGCUGUCAAAAAUCGCACUCUGUCGGACGUUUUAUCAAAAUCGCAUCGCGUCGUAUCGUAUCGUGAAAGUGCUUGUCAGGCUUUUGUGUUAAAAGAAAAAGAAAUGGAUGCGGAAUUGAACGAUCGAUUGAUAAAUUACGUGAAAAUCCAUCCAAUGCUCUGGGACAAGGCUUGCAGGGCAUAUCGCAGUAAGAAGCUAAAUGGUAGAGUAUGGGCUGAGAUUGCCGAACAUCUCGGAACAACGGUAAAACAAGUUAAGAAGAGAUAUAGAUCACUCAGGGAUACCUUCCGUCGGUACUUAAGGGAAGUGAAGAAUGCAGAGAAUGCUGGACGGGUACCUGAAAAAAUUUACUGGGCACAUUAUGAGCAGAUGUCCUUCCUGGCCAAUCACAUUGGUGUGAGGAAUUCAGGUGAAGAUGAUGACUACGUAGAGAUGGAGCCCAAGGAAGAAGAAAAAGCACAGGAAGAUGUUUUCACAAUGUCACCCUUUGAGUCAUCAAGUCCAGAACCUGAAGGAAUUUCCGCAGUGCCCGUGGUUAAAGAGGAAGUCACACCUGCAAAGAGACAGCGGUUGGACUUUGAGGAAGAUUCCAAUGAUAUUUUUGCCAAAGAUCUGGAAAUAUUAAUUGAAGAUGAGACGGAGUCCUUCAUGGCAUUCUUAGCCACCAAAGUCAAGAGGGCCAAGUUGACCAAGGAUCAGAUAGAUCAAUUCCAAAUAGAUACUCUGAAAUUUGUAUCUGAUAAAUUGGGAGAAUUCACUAAAGAGUAAAAAAUCAUUCCCUCUAUAUAUUCCAAAUUAAAAACCAAUAAAUAAACAAUGAUUUUGUGCUUAAGUUA
This is a messenger RNA of Phlebotomus papatasi, 892 nucleotides long. Its product is annotated as transcription factor Adf-1-like. Gene Ontology annotation, biological process: regulation of transcription by RNA polymerase II. The record is from RefSeq and is a predicted model, not a curated record. The coding region runs from base 159 to 824 and encodes 221 amino acids. Lineage: Eukaryota; Metazoa; Arthropoda; Insecta; Diptera; Psychodidae. Gene Ontology annotation, cellular component: transcription regulator complex; nucleus. The transcript has a single exon.